Messenger RNA from Funneliformis mosseae, 257 nucleotides. NCBI's taxonomy places the organism in Eukaryota, Fungi, Glomeromycota, Glomeromycetes, Glomerales, Glomeraceae. The record is from the annotation of a GenBank genome assembly.
GGUGGAUAUUAAAAGACAACCAAAAAUUAGGCAUCAAAGGAAGUGGUAUUAGGAUUAAAAAAAAUGUCAAAGCUAUGUUAGAACAAUUUUUUUUAUUAGAAAAUCAGCGACGUCAGGAUAGAAUGAACGCACAAACCAUGCAUGAUGAACUUUUGAAAUAUGUUGAAGCUGAAGAGUUAGAGGAGAAGGAUAUUCUAAAAGUUAAUACUAUACAAAAUUGGAUAGGUUUAUAUACUUGUGUUUUUAAACAAAAGUAA